AUGCAGUUGGAUCAAAUGAGAGAUCUUAAAGAAUUUAUUGAGAAGAGUGAGGCUCAGAAGCAAAAUCUUAAGAAAGAGCUUCAGCAAACUAAAGCUGCAAAGUUAGGGCUUAAAAAUGCUUUUGAGGAGAGUGAAUGCCAGAAGAAGGACCUCCAGGAAGGCCUUCACAAAAUUGUUGGGCAAAUGAUCAGGGAAGUGCUUGAAACUAGUGAGACUCAGAAGGAACAGAUUAGGAAAGUGUAUGAGCAGAUUAAAGAUGGAAAGCUAGAUGUCGAGAAAGCUCUCGAGGAGAGUGAACGCCAGAAGAAGGAGCUCGAGGAGGUGCUUGCAAAGAGUGAGGCUCAAAAGGAACAUCUUGAGAAAGAGCUUGAGAAGAUUGAAGAUGAAAAGAUGCAGCUCAAGGAAGCUCUGGAGGAAAGUGAGCUGAUGAAAAGACAACAAGUGAUAGUUUUUGGCCAGAAGGAACAACUUGUGAAGGCAGAGCUUAACAAGAAAGUGCUUCAGCUGCAGAAUGAAGCUGAUCAAAGCAAGGAGCUUAACAAACGCCUUGAGCAAAAGCUAGGGCAUACUGAAAUGCGCAAGAUGUUACUUGAGAACGCUCUUAAGGAUAGAGAUAUUCAACUGCAAGAAAUGAGAUUUGCUUUAGAGCAAAAGCAAAAUGAAGAUGUGGUGGCAGAUUUGUCGAAAGAACCAAAGAAUCGGGAGAGUUCGAAGAAAGAGAUUACAUCUAUCAACAGUGAAAUGGAGUAUCUUCAUUAUGUCAACAAGAAAAGCACAGAAGAGUUGGAUGUUGCUGAUGUUGCUGCUGCUGCUGAUGAUGAUGAUGAUGAUGAUGAUGAUUGGCUUAAAAUUUGA
Prunus armeniaca (apricot) is the source of this 855-nucleotide messenger RNA. NCBI's taxonomy places the organism in Eukaryota, Viridiplantae, Streptophyta, Magnoliopsida, Rosales, Rosaceae. The record is from the annotation of a GenBank genome assembly.